AGUCUUUUCUCUGUUACAGACUAGUGGGUCCUGAUGGAUGUUUCCGAAACACUUGAGCAAAACCCCCGCUCUCCCAGCGAGAAAGACGAAGAGGAGGAUGACCACCAGCCCUCUGAUGAUGAAAUCCUGAAAGAGAGUGGUUCGGAGCAGGAUGGGGAGGAAGGACGGGGCACCUGUUUGGGGGAAGGUGCAGAAGGUAUAACCAGAACAUUGAGCCAUGGGGAGGAGGAAGGCAUUCCCUCAGAGGAAGAGGAGCGCUUAAGUGAAACCAAGUCUCAGGACUCUGAUCGUAAUGAUCAAAGCCAACCGCUUAAGUCCUCCCUGCAUGUUGAGGAAGAGGAAGAUGGGGCAAACGACCUGGGUGAUGAAGCCUCCUCAGUCAUUCGGGAACUGGAUGAGCAUGAACUGGACUAUGACGAGGAGGUUCCUGAGGAGCCUAGCACUGUUCCUGCAGAUGAUGAGGCUGACAAGGCUGUGGGAGAGGAGGAGGAAGAGGAGGAGGAAGAAAAGGGAGAAGAACCUCCAGGGGAUGAGAAAAAGCCUGCCCCCAAAAGCAACAAUGAGAAGGAUGGGCAGGAGCCUCCCAAGGAGAAGAAGAAGGAAGAAGAUGGAGAAAUUGAUGAUGGCGAGAUUGAUGAUGAUGAUCUGGAGGAGGGAGAGGUGAAAGAUCCCAGUGACAGAAAAGUGAGGCCACGACUGACCUGCCGUUUUUUUGUGAAAGGACACUGUACUUGGGGCAUGAACUGCCGAUUUAUUCAUCCUGGUGUGAAUGACAAAGGAAACUACUCUCUGAUUACCAAGCCAGAUCCUUUCUCUCCUAAUGGUGCCCCACCUAUUGGUCCUGGACCUCACCCUCUGAUGCCAGCCAACCCUUGGGGAGGGCCUGGUGUUGAUGAAAUCUUCCCACCCCCACCUCCUGACCCUCCCACAGAAAGUGCCUGGGAACGGGGCCUCCGUCAUGCUAAGGAGGUGCUGAAAAAGGCUACCAUGAGGAAAGAACAAGAACCCGAUUUUGAAGAAAAACGGUUUACGGUGACCAUUGGGGAAGACGAGCGUGAAUUCGACAAAGAGAAUGAAUUUUUACGGGACUGGAACUAUCGCAUCACUCGGGAUGUGCGGGAUUCAAGUGAAACGGACAUCAAAGAGAACAUUAAUUAUGGGCUCGAUCCAUACUCAGAUCCCUACUAUGAUUAUGAAAUAGAACGCUUCUGGCGGGGAGGACAGUAUGAGAACUUCAGGGUACAGUACACCGAUCCAGACCCAUACCGCAAUUACAGACUGAGUAAGGAAAGGGAACGAGAGAGGGAGCGGGAAAACCGGCAGCGCGAACGGGAGCGGGAGAGAGAGCGGGAGCGGGAGCGCGAGAGGCGGCAGAGAGAGAGGGAACGCGAAAGGGAACGGGAGCGGGACAAGGAGCGCCAGCGACGGAAAGAAGAGUGGGAGAGGGAGAGAGAGCGCAUCAAGCGAGACGACAAGGAUCGGCCACACCGGGACCGAGAUCGGGACCGGGAGAAAGAGCGAGAGAAGGAGAAAGAGAAGCCAAAGCCUCGUUCACCCCAGCCACCCAGCCGUCAGCCUGAGCCAUCAAAGAAAGAGAAGGAGGCAACUACGACCACUCCUUCUCAGUCCAAGAGAGCAGAUGAAUGGAAGGAUCCUUGGCGCCGAUCAAAAUCUCCCAAAAAAAAGCAUGGCAUGUCCGCUUCACCCAGUCAUGCUCGGAGGCGCCGGAAAACCUCUGCUUCAUCAGCUUCUGGCUCGGGUUCUUCCAGGUCAUCCUCCCGCUCCUCCUCCUAUUCUGGAUCUGGUUCUUCACGGUCACGUUCCAGAUCUUCCUCCUACAGCUCCUAUUCCAGUCGCUCUUCCAGGCACAGCUCCUUCUCGGGCAGUCGAUCCAGGUCGCAGUCCUUCUCCUCUUCGCCGUCUCCUUCGCCCACACCAUCUCCACACAAGCCUCCUCCCAAACCUAAAGGGGAACCUGCAACUCUGGCUGGAAAGGGCGAAAAGCUUGUGAAGAAACUCCCUGCCCCACCAGCACCUCCACCAGUGGCAAAAGUUGCCCCCUCUGCCCCAGAGCCAGCCAAGCCAGGGGACAACAGGGAGGCCAGACGGAAGGAGCGGCAAACGAGGACGCCUCCCAGGAGGCGGGCCAUUAGUUGCAGCGUGAGUGGCAGCGGCAGCAGCUACAGCGGUUCCAGCUCCCGUUCAAGAUCCUUGUCUCGGUCCCUCUCCCGGUCUCAUUCCCGGUCCUCCUCGGCCUCUCUUUCCCCGUCCCCAUCUGGGUCCAGAAAGUCCAGGUCUCUGAGCGUGAGCAGCGUCUCAUCCGCCUCCAGUGCCUCCUCCAGCAGCAGCUCCGUCCGCAGUGCUGACUCGGAAGACAUGUACGCAGAUCUGGCCAGCCCGGUUUCUUCGGCUAGCUCCCGGUCCCUGACCCCAGCCCAGCAGAAGAAAGAAAGAGGAAAGGCCAAGAAGGACAGUGGCAUGAAGGAGGAGAAACGGAAGCGAGAAGUCCCAGCACAGCCCGCCAAAGCUGCCAAGCCUGUCCAGGGGGGCAAGUCUCAGCAGCCUCCUGCCCCUCACCUGCCCCCCCAGACCCAGCCCACUGGCUUUAGUGCCCAUAAGGAAAUCAAGCUCACCCUAUUAAACAAGGCAGCUGACAAGAACAGCAGCCGGAAGAGGUACGAGCCCUCCGACAAAGACAGGCAGGCUUCUCCCCCGGCCAAGAGGAUCAACCUGUCUCCAGGGACUCGCGACAGGAAACCCGCAGGAAGGCUCUCCUCUCCUAAACAGGACCGUCAGCGGGGCCCAAAUCCAAAGCCCACCCCAGCACAGGCUGACAAGAAGCGCCCGCUCUCACCUCAGUCUAAGGGUUCCAGCAAGGUGACAAGUGUCCCGGGCAAAGCGGCUGAGCCCGUCCCUCCGGCUGCAGCCGCCAAAUCGGGCAAGUCCAGCACGUUGUCACGAAGGGAGGAGCUCCUGAAGCAGCUGAAGGCCGUGGAAGACGCCAUUGCCCGGAAGCGGGCCAAGAUCCCUGGCAAAGUAUAGUCAGAGUCCGUCCGGCCCAGAUUAGAGACUGCUCCUGGGUUUUUAUAAAUAGCGUACAAGCAGCCACUUCGGAUUUUGCAGUUCUGUUUUAUUUUGGCUGUGGUCCUUUUAAAAAAAAAACAAAAAGCAAAUUGGAAAAGGUUAAUUCUUGUCAGCUGGAACCCGCCCCUGCCCACUCCCUGGGUCAGAGGUGGUCCCCUGAUUUCCUCUCUGACCCAGGCGCUGCUGGCACUGGGGCCCGAGCGGUCACCGUGAUCACUUUCCUGUUCCUCGUGCACAGCGGACUCUUCACUGCAGCCCUGUCCAAUGCGCCUCCUCCGCCC
This is a messenger RNA of Python bivittatus (Burmese python), 3365 nucleotides long. Lineage: Eukaryota; Metazoa; Chordata; Lepidosauria; Squamata; Pythonidae. The record is from RefSeq and is a predicted model, not a curated record.